GAGCAGAUCAACUUCAGAGGGUAUCAAGAGGUCGCUGAGGAGUGUGGGACGGUGGCGGACUCUGUUAAUGUCUGCCUACUCAUUGGUAAGGUGCGUGUCCCCUGCGUCCGUGUCGGUCGCCCGUUUAGGAUUGCGCCUUAUGACACUAUUGCUCGUUUAAAACGCAAGGAAGGCACGUUGGGAACGAAAUCGGAAUUUUCCGCGCUUGCGCUGUCAUUUUCGUUUGUCGGUUCACCAACGUUGGAGCUUGCGCCGUAAUUGUCGAUGCAUUGAUAGCUAGCCAGCUAGUUAGCAGGAGAACUAGCCCAUUCGGUGGUUAACCAGUCAGCUGAAACUCUGAACUGUCAUUACCUCACGCUUAGUACGUUCAUUUUCCCCAACCGAACCGUUUAAUACUUACUGUACAUAUCCUGGUGUAUUAACGAACGACUCAAUCGGCAAAAGGGUGACUCGUGGGGGGCAGGGAGAGACCGACGGAGGCGCAGUGAGCCAGGAGCGGCCGAUGAGUUCAGACCAGGGCGGAGAGCCGCAGCUGCAGGAGGAGGCUGAGCCGGGACCCAAAACCCGUGGGGAGGAAGAGAUCACACCCGGGACCGGGGGAGACUCAGGCGUCAUGGUCACUGCUAAAGGAGCUGGUCUAAACCCUAAUGCCAAGGUGUGGCAGGAGAUCCCUGCAACACAAACUGAGGCUCCUGCGGAUGACACUGAGGCCUCCCCCUGGUCCCAGAACAAUAUGGCUGAAGGUAAACAAUACACACCAGGCUUUUCCCCAAUAGAGAACCACAGCAUCUCUAAUGCUGUAGUCGGUGUGGUGAAUGGUAUGGAUCCCCCUGACCAAAGCUUCUCGGUUUGUGAUCACACUACAGCAACUAAUGUGGAGUCCAAGAUCCCUGAGGAACAGCCUCUCUCUGAGGAGUCUUUGCGCGAGUCUCUUAAAAAAGAACUGGAGUUUUGUUUCUCCAGGGAGAACUUAUCUAAGGAUCUUUAUCUAAUAUCUCAAAUGGACAGUGACCAGUUUGUCCCCAUUUGGACUAUUGCCAGCAUGGAAGGAAUCAAAGUCCUCACAACUGACAUGGACCUGAUACUAGAAGUCCUGCGAUCAUCUCCUAUGGUCCAAGUUGACGAGAAGGGGGAGAAAGUGCGGCCAAAUCACAAGCGUUGCAUCAUUAUUCUACGAGAAGUCCCGGAGACGACACCUGUUGAGGAAGUGGAAGCCUUGUUUAAAAAUGACGACUGUCCUAAAGUAAUAAGUGUGGAGUUUGCACAUAACAACAACUGGUAUAUUACAUUCCAAUCCGAUACAGAUGCUCAACAGGCAUACAGAUAUUUAAGGGAAGAAGUAAAGACAUUUCAGGGAAAACCAAUUAUGGCCAGAAUUAAAGCCAUCAACACAUUCUUUGCCAAGAAUGGUUACCGCAGCCUGGACUGCAGUGUCUACCCUCAGCAAUCUCAUACACAGUCCCAGUACAGCUCCCCUCUCUUCAUGCAGCCCGUUUACAGUCCCCAGCAGCAGUACCCACUGUAUGGCAUAGUACCCCCGACCUGGACACCAUCUCCGACUCCAUACUUUGAGACUCCUCUGGCACCUUUUCCCAACAGUGGUUUCGUCAAUGGCUUUAGCUCACCUGGACACUACAAAAAUGGCUCAAAUUCUCUUAACCUUGGCCGUCCGUUCAGCAGGAACCGUGUUCCACUCUAUUCAAGAAAGAAUGUUAUAAAUGCCUUCAGGAACCACGUAAAGCCUCAAACGAGGACUAAUGAUGGACUGUCUUCCACUGUGAACCCCGUGGCUCUUGUAGAUGGACUGCCUGGCCUACACAGUCCACAGCUUUCCAACAGCAGUGGACCAGUGCUACCAUCCACUGAGCUUAACUCUUCUUUCUCACACCUCGCUUCCAAUGAGUCAGCUGAUGAUGGUACCUUGGGACGUGGAAGGAGAACGACGUACAGAGGCACUCGAAGACGACGAGAUGAUGACCGCACGGCAAAACCAGUUUCUCUGUCUCAAGUAAAAAUCCCACCCCCCAAGUUUGACCUGGCUGCCUCCAACUUCCCUCCGCUGCCUGGAUGCUCUGCCAGUCCGCAGGGGGAGCCUGUGUUGGAGAACCGCCUCUCUGAUGUUGUACGUGGCCUGAAUAGGGACAAGCAACAGGAUACAAACAAAGAGUCCACUGUGAGUCCCACAGGCCCAGCCACAGAGGAGACCGUCUCUAGGUCCAUCCAGCCUGUAGUCAAGACAACUGCGCAUGUCCCUGACCCUGUGACCUCCAGCUCGAACCCCCUGGAAAAGAAACUGGAGAAGGCGGAGCCUCCUGUCUAUAAAGAGAUGCCUGUGACUUCUGCCCCCGUCGCAGUGGUGACACCCACCCCUUCACAAACAGCACCUGGUCCGAAGCUUCAGUCCAACUCGACCACUCCUGCAGCCCCCCAGUCUAACACCGCCCCCUCAAGUACCCCGGUGCUGGAACCACGCAAGCUCAGUUAUGCUGAAGUAUGUCAGCGACCCCCUAAGGAUCCCCCUCCUCCAGCACCUGCUUCCAGCCCCAACAAUGCAACAGCACAGCCUCUAAGAGAGCUGCGUGUCAACAAGGUGGACGAGCAGCCCACCAGCCCUGCAAACAAACCGGAGCGGCCUCAGGAAACGGGGGGUAACUGCAAGGCCAGGGAGGGCCGACCGGCCCGUGACUCCCAAGGCUUUAGCCGCAGCAACGGACCCCCCAGAGCCAAUACAGGGGGGUUCAAGCUACGCGAGCAGCAGAGACGCCCUCCUUUUGGCCAUCGCGGUUCCCCCCAGGGAGGUUCCAGACACACUGGAAAAGAGCAGAACAUCCCACCCAUAUCGCCAAAGUAAAGACUAUGAAAAGAAAUCCUUAAUGUAUGAAUAUUUACCACACACACAUAUAUUAAGAUAUAUAUGUAAAUAUAUAUAAAUAUAUAUAUAAAGAGAUGAAAUAUGAUAUAAAAGUCCAAAUUUAAAAUGGUAUUCACCUCUUCUGCCUGGAGCACUUCCAGAGGAAAAGUCUCAUGAAGUGACAAUGCACAGACUGGGGUAUCCAGGCAAACGGGCAUCAGAAAUUGAAAGCAGUUAAUGCUUGCUGAAGGACGCCAUCAUAUAGGAAAAAAACACUUUAUGCUUCUAACUGGACAAUGUCCCUUCAGAAUGUAAAUCCAUGCUUUUUUUGUGGUUGUCCCUUGAAAGGAGGAUCGGCCUCUCUUAGCUCUUUUAUGAGGUGAAAAAGCAGGUGGUCCGAUGACCUCAUUGAUGAUGAGAUUGAUUGGUGGUCCGCAAAAGAGCAUAUGCACUAAGAAAUGGAACAUGCAUAAAAUAUGUGUCAUGUAUCUAUACAAAGAAAUCACUUUGACAUGCAACGAUUCAUCUUUUUUCAUUUCUUUUUGGUUGCUUCGUUUGCAAUCAUAGGACACCGGGGAUAUGACCUUAGGGUGGUUUGACCGUGUAAAUGAGAAAUGGUUUGCUGUAGAGUUAAUUUAGUUUUGGGAAAUAGAUCCCAAAUAUAUUCUAUGAUGAGAGCUUGAGUGGAUAGCUUUGCAUAUAUCUUUAAGGGGUGACAGUGAGGUUUGGUCUGGAGUUUUGCAUUAGUUUGUGUGACAUACUGUAGAUUUUGGUAAUUCUGUAUGCUGCAAGAAUCUGAUCGCUCGAAUUGAAAUAAACAACAAGCAUUACAGGCUGGAUAAAGAUCAGCUUUAAACCUUGUUAAUGAUUCUAAUAUAAAGCUUCCUGUCACUUCAUAAAGUCAAAGCGUGCCAGUUAUGAUGCUUGCUUAUGUGUCACUGAUUUGCUGAUGGGUGAUUGUUUAUUUUUUAUUUUUAAGUAGUUAGAGUAACCAACAGCCUGUGAAUAAUAACUUUUAACAGUCAGGUACAUAGGCACUCAUACUUUGUCAUCUCAGAUAUUUCUUUUAUCUUAUUUUUUUUGUAUUGUCCUCCCUGAACUGCUUCUACUCUUACAAAAAUUAACCAUGUUUUUUUUAUUUGUAGUAAAACCAUGGUUAAUUUUCAUAAGGGUAAGCGUGCUCGGAUAACCUGAUGAUCAGUCAGACUACGUUUACAACAUGGUGGUGGUUUGGUUUUUAAUGCGAGGAAGAGUCUAGAAUCAAGAUUGUCAAGUUAAUGUGUUUCUUUAUCAUAAGCGAUUUCAAGAUGGUUGGUGAGCUGUGGAUAGAUUGGAUGGUCAUAGUGAUAUAGGUCAUAAAAGACUAAAGUUUAGUCCUGUCCGUUAUUGAUGAGCCUGAUACAGUGAAAAUAACAAAAUAUGGUAACCUCUGAUAUAUCAAUGCUUGCUGCAAUUGAUUCAAAAUUAGGGCUCAAUCAGCGCACCUAUUUUUGUUUUUGUUGGGCCUUUGCUGGGCAGAAGAGUCCGUAGUAGGCCUACUGGUCCCUGUUAAAAUCAUGCUAAAAAGAUGAUUAGUUAUUUUUGGUCAUGCACGUAUUUAACGCUCAGAGUUGAUUCUCUGGCUCAGGAUGACAAAUCUCAUCUCGCUGUCCAUUCCUGUUAGUUACAGCAUCGUCACACUUUUCUAUGAACUUCCAACUUGGCAACGCUUUAAUAUUGUAAAUACCAGGCACAGUCAUUUCAUGCCAUUUUGUAGUUUUAAGGUGACGAGGUUCGUAGGAGAAUUGAAUGUUAAAACGCUCGGUGUCCCGUGAAUGUGUCCUCCAUGAAUUGUAAUACAAUUUUCUUAUUUAAGCUAUUAUGUUUCUUCCCUAAAGAGUGUUUUUGACUGUUGACAAACAGCAAUAUCUGGGGAAUAAUCCUCUUGAAACAAGGUUUCUUAUAGGUCUGCCAUUGUAACGUGAGUGUCUUCGUUGCUUUUGCCAAUGCCAGUGUAUUGAUUCUGAUAGGGUGGCAUGUGUUUUGGCAAUUACAGAUUGACAGUAGCUUUUGUAGGUGGUACCUGACAGUGACUGAGUUGUGCGAAAACCAUUAACUUGAGGAAUGUGAGAAGCAGGGAUGCGUUCACUACAAAAGAAAGCGCUGUAAUGAAUUGGUGCUGUUAUUUGGAAGUUUAAUCAGGAGGAUACAGUAUUGCUGUUAAAUUCAUUGUAAGUAUUGCUUUUAAAAUUUGAUUUUAAUUUAUUUUAAUCCUGCUGUCCAUCCCCCACACAACCCCCUAUACUUGUAACUUGUUAUCAUGACUAUGUACAAUGAGAUAUUGGGAGAAAAUCACAGAUUUAACAUAUUUGUAUAUUUUUUUUUGAAAUUUCAGCCGAGAAAAUACUUGAUGCAUUUACUAGAGGCUUAGUAAUGCGGUAAAUAACACAUCACUGGGGCUUUUUUUCUUGUUUUCAUUAAUGAAUAUGAGCAGCUAGUGGUUUAGCAUAAUGAAAUGCACUAACUUGUUAAAAAACCCUUAUUGUUAUGUAAUGUGAAAUUAUACUAGGAGCAUAAGGUAAUGAUAUUGAUGUUGACAGGCUUGCAAAAAUCUACCGAAAAUAGCAAAUUUCUCUUUAAUGUUUGGGUUAUUAUUGUUAAUUGAUUUAGGGGUUGGUGUGGCAAAGGGGAAAAUUAUAUAACAUUGGAUUGAAGUGUACGAGACACUAAAUUCUAGCUGUCUGCAUAAAAUGUCACAAAAAGAAAAUAAAUUAUUUUGUUUUGGCCUUA
This is a messenger RNA of Paramisgurnus dabryanus, 5620 nucleotides long. RefSeq names its product La ribonucleoprotein 4Aa (gene larp4aa). NCBI's taxonomy places the organism in Eukaryota, Metazoa, Chordata, Actinopteri, Cypriniformes, Cobitidae. Gene Ontology annotation, cellular component: cytoplasmic stress granule; cytosol. Gene Ontology annotation, molecular function: mRNA 3'-UTR binding. Gene Ontology annotation, biological process: positive regulation of translation. The record is from RefSeq and is a predicted model, not a curated record.